This is a messenger RNA of Anguilla anguilla (European eel), 636 nucleotides long. It is a transcript of the gene rbx1, whose product is annotated as ring-box 1, E3 ubiquitin protein ligase. Gene Ontology annotation, biological process: ubiquitin-dependent protein catabolic process; protein ubiquitination. The transcript has 5 exons. The record is from RefSeq and is a predicted model, not a curated record. Gene Ontology annotation, molecular function: ubiquitin protein ligase activity; cullin family protein binding; zinc ion binding. Gene Ontology annotation, cellular component: nucleus; cullin-RING ubiquitin ligase complex. The coding region runs from base 35 to 361 and encodes 108 amino acids. Lineage: Eukaryota; Metazoa; Chordata; Actinopteri; Anguilliformes; Anguillidae.
AAAAUUAUUUAUUUCAAAUCGCAGGGCAGACAAGAUGGCGGCAGCAAUGGAUGUGGACACCCCAAGCGGUACAAACAGCGGAGCCAGCAAGAAACGUUUUGAAGUGAAGAAGUGGAAUGCAGUUGCUCUGUGGGCCUGGGACAUUGUUGUAGACAACUGCGCCAUUUGCAGGAAUCACAUAAUGGAUCUCUGUAUCGAGUGCCAGGCGAACCAGGCUUCGGCUACAUCUGAAGAGUGCACCGUGGCGUGGGGGGUGUGCAACCAUGCUUUCCACUUUCAUUGCAUCUCUCGUUGGCUGAAGACCAGGCAGGUGUGUCCUCUGGACAACAGGGAAUGGGAGUUCCAGAAGUAUGGACAUUGAUGAAAGAUGGGACCACGGUUUAAAUAACUGCAAAUUUGAAGUUAUCAUCAGCUCCCAGACACAGACGCACGCGCACACACACACACACACACACACACAAUGGCAUUGUGUGGGCAUGGGCUGGUCUGAGGACAUUUUUACCCCCGUUCCCGCAUUCUUCAUCUUAUUGUUUUUCGAACAGUGUUCAUUGUAAAAUUCAUGUAUAAACUUUGAAUACUUUUUAGUUACAGUUUCAGUGUGGUUGUAAAUGAUCAAUAAACAAAAUGUUCCAUUGA